Parathielavia appendiculata is the source of this 2349-nucleotide messenger RNA. RefSeq names its product SPX-domain-containing protein. Gene Ontology annotation, cellular component: fungal-type vacuole membrane; vacuolar transporter chaperone complex. Lineage: Eukaryota; Fungi; Ascomycota; Sordariomycetes; Sordariales; Chaetomiaceae. The transcript has 3 exons. The coding region runs from base 1 to 2349 and encodes 782 amino acids. Gene Ontology annotation, biological process: microautophagy; polyphosphate metabolic process; vacuolar transport. The record is from RefSeq and is a predicted model, not a curated record.
AUGAAGUUCGGCGAGCAGCUCCGGUCGAGCGUCAUCCGCGAAUACCAAUGGUAUUACAUUGACUAUGACGGCCUCAAGGCCGACCUCAAACGGCCCAGCGGGCCCGUCCAACCCGUUGACGAUGCCGGCGCGAAGCCGGCCAAGCAGCCGCGCCGCGAAUGGACCGAGGAGGACGAGAGCAGCUUCGUGAGCAAGCUCGAGGCCGAGUUGGACAAGGUGCACACCAAGCAGCAGGUCAAGGCCAUGGAGAUCUCGCGCCGCAUCGCCGUCAGCGAGCGUGAGGUCCGAGACGUCGUCAACCGGCUUAACGAGCGCGGCCUCGGACAGGAAGGCCCGAGCGAGGAGGAGUUUAUGCUGCUUGAGGAGGACCUGAGCGACAUCAUCGCCGAAGUCCACGACCUUGCCAAGUUUGUGCAGCUCAACUACACCGGCUUCUACAAGAUCAUCAAAAAGCACGAUAAAAUGACGGGCUGGCAUCUGAGACCCGUUUUCGAUACCCGCCUCAAAGCGAAGCCGUUUUACAAGGAAAACUACGACGCCUCAGUUGUCAAGCUGUCCAAGCUCUACGACAUCGUUCGGACAAGGGGAAACCCGGUCAAGGGCGACAGUGCUGCCGGAGGAAGCCAAGGCAGCUUCGUCCGGCACACGACCAAAUACUGGGUCCAUCCCGACAACGUCACAGAACUCAAGCUCAUCAUCCUCAAGCAUCUGCCUGUGCUGGUGUUCAACGCGAGCAAGGAGUUUGAAGAGGCGGAUUCGGCCAUCACGUCCAUCUACUACGACAACCCGGACACAUGGGAGCUGUAUGAAGGGCGUCUCAAGAAAACCGAGGGCGCCGAGGCUAUCCGGCUACGCUGGUAUGGCAGCAUGAAGAGCGAAGCAAUAUUCGUCGAGCGCAAGACACACCGCGAGGACUGGACUGGCGAGAAGUCAGUCAAGGCCCGUUUCUCGCUCAAGGAGAAGAAUGUGAACGCCUAUCUCCGGGGCGAGCUGCUCCCAGCAGCCAUCUUCGAGAAGGUGCGGAAGGAGGGCAAAAAGUCGGAGAAGGCCAUUGCCGAGGACGAGAGGUUGGCCCGCGAGAUCCAGUGGUCUGUCCUCAAGAAAGGCUACAAGCCGGUGUGCCGGUCUUUCUACCACCGAACAGCGUUCCAGCUGCCUGCCGAUGCCCGUGUCCGCAUUUCGCUCGACACCGAGCUCACCAUGAUUCGUGAGGACAACCUGGACGGAGUCAAAAGAUCAGGUGACAACUGGAGGCGCAUGGACAUCGGAAUCGACUACCCCUUCUCGCAACUCCCACCAGGCGAUGUCGUCCGGUUCCCAUACGCCAUCCUCGAGGUCAAGCUCCAGACACAGCUCGGCCAAGAGCCACCAGAAUGGGUGCGGCAGCUAAUUUCCAGCCACCUCGUCGAAGCUGUACCCAAAUUCUCCAAGUUCAUUCACGGCGUUGCCUGCUUGUUUCCUGACAGGAUCAACCUGCUCCCGUACUGGAUGCCUCAGAUGGACAUCGACAUCCGCAAGCCCGUCACACAUGAUUUCGGCAUCAAGCGGCUGGAGCACUCGGCAACAACGUCGCUCUCAGACGACGAGGACGAAGAGGACGACUAUGACUCGGACGAUGACAACAGGCCUGGGACCGCGGUGCCACAGGCUGGCGAGUCAAGCACAUCCGUGCCGCGGAACGGCCGGGCCGUCUCGGCGGCCGAUGUGGAGGACCAGACGGCGGACAGGCCAAAUGGGGACGAUACCUACAUCUACGACUCGGACGACGAGGAUGACGAGGACAGGCUGGAGCACGCCCGGCGAGUGGGCGGCUGGACAUACUACCAGACGCGCGUGUCGACCACGCUGAACGCUGCUGGGCGCGGCGCGUGGUGGCUGAUCAAGGCGGUGAUGCCCCGGCCGCGGGCGACCGAGGUGCCUCGCAACGCGAGACUAGAGUCGCUGCUUGGGGCGGGCGAGAUCCAACAAAAGAGGUUCAAGGCGCCGAAGGGCAAGAAGAUCUAUGUCCCUGUGCGGGUCGAGCCAAAGGUUUACUUUGCGGCUGAAAGGACUUUCUUGGGAUGGCUUGAGUACUCCAUCUACAUUGGCACCAUCGCUGUGACGCUGCUCAACUUCAGCACCCAGCACGGCAGCAGGGCGUCGUUUGUCGCGGCCGGCGCCUUCACUCUGCUCGCCAUCCUCUCGCUCUGCUACUCGGUCAUUAUCUACCUGUACCGCAGCCGGGCCAUUCGCGAGCGCAGGGUGGCGCGGUACUACGAUAAGCUUGGGCCGAGCGUGCUGUGCGCCGCGUUGUUUGUGGCGGUGGCGUUGAACUUUGCGUUUGAGGGGAAGGAGAGGAAGUUGUGGUAG